This is a messenger RNA of Tachysurus fulvidraco (yellow catfish), 6589 nucleotides long. RefSeq lists its product as uncharacterized. Gene Ontology annotation, molecular function: nucleotide binding; DNA binding; DNA-directed DNA polymerase activity. The record is from RefSeq and is a predicted model, not a curated record. Gene Ontology annotation, biological process: DNA replication. The transcript has 4 exons. NCBI's taxonomy places the organism in Eukaryota, Metazoa, Chordata, Actinopteri, Siluriformes, Bagridae. Bases 1200 to 6257 code for a protein of 1685 amino acids.
UUAAAAAGGGUUUGUUUUAACCCCAUCAGAGGAAGCAGUAUUGUAAACAAGUAAAUAUGUUUGAUUGAAUAGAUAGAGAUAGGUACUUAAAACUCGUGUUUGAUCCGGGGGGUGUUUUGCGAUAGGUCACCCCUCCCCUAAGGCCGGAUGGUUUUCAAAUCAAGAUUAUGACACCCUCCUUUGUGUUAGGAGCAUCUCUCAGUCUGAUCGUUAGUCAAUGGGGGUGCUAUCUAUAACGUCACACACGCGCAUCCUGACCAAACGCGCGUGAGAAGAAAAGUUGAUCCGGGGGGGUGUUUUGCGAUAGCUUACCCCUCCUCUAAGGCCGGAUGGUUUUCAAAUCAAGAUUAUGACACCCUCCUUUGUGUUAGGAGCAUCUCUCAGUCUGAUCGUUAGUCAAUGGGGGGUGCUAUCUAUAACGUCACACACGCGCAUCCUGAGCGGAAACGUGCACCUGAGCGGAAACACGCGUGAGAAAAAAGGAGCAAACGCCUGAGCGGACACGCCCACACGUGUAGGUAAAAAGUGAGAAUUUUCCGAAAAUUUGGCUAUGACUUCGCGUCUUUGGAUUUUUCACAACGGAACAGAACAUCUACGAUCUUCUAAGCAUUGAGAGCACGGCCUUUUCAAUAGAACAAGGCCAGCCUAUCUGACGCAAUUGUCUGUGAAAACGUAUCAAACAAACGCGACCCUUCCAGGACAGUUGUAUUGAGAUUAUUUCCCGCGACGAGCCUUCUACAACGCACGUGCUAGGCCUAAGAACGGGGAACAUCCGGGGUCUAUCCAAAAGUCGAUAGCUGUAGUAACCCCCACAGCUCAGACCAGUUUUACAAACUACAGGAAGACACCGGAACAACGUCUGACUCCGAUAGUUCAGAUUUUUUUGGGUAAGGUCGUUAGCAUUCUCUUUUCAAGUCAACCCUUAAGAGUGUAAAACAAUCCUCCACACAUUGUUCUGUAAUCUGUAUUCUAUUUAGAUACCGUCAUUGAAGGAGUAAGAAACUACAAUCAACCCCCUUGAAGAAAAUUCCAACAUUGGAGACACUCUCUUCAGGAUUUUUUCAGCUAAGGGAUAGAAUAACUGAAAACUUUGAGCAUGUCUACAGUGAGUAUGUUCAAUCCUUGCAUAAUACUCUGGAAUCCUUAAAUUGCUGUGUUAUGGUGAAUAAAAGAAAUGUUAAGACAAUAUUAUUUUAGAAAUGGCUCAGAAGCGUUCGAGUAAUUCUCCCUCUUCAGAAGCUAAAAAAAUUAGAAUUGAAAAUGACCCUACAUCAUUACAUGAUCUCUGCUUUGGUGAAACUUCGACUUUUUCAAGUAGUCUGUUACAACGUGAUCCGUACACAGCCCUGAAUCCUUUUUUAACCGAUGCAAUCAAUGAGUUGAAUGAUAGUUUACGAUCGACACUUAGACACGAUAUUCAGAGCCCCAAUCCGGGGUUGACCGAUAAUUUAACAGCGACACAAACACAGCUGCCUCAUCAUGACGUGUUCUUAGAAUUGAAUCGGAGUCUGUUAACGUUGCAGAAUAGUCUAAAUGAUCAAGAUCUACCUGUGCCGUUAAAUCCAUUUUUAACCGAUGCAAUCAAUGAGUUGAAUGAUAGUUUACGAUCGACACUUAGACACGAUAUUCAGAGCCCCAAUCCGGGGUUGACCGAUAAUUUAACAGCGACACAAACACAGCUGCCUCAUCAUGACGUGUUCUUAGAAUUGAAUCAGAGUCUGUUAACGUUGCAGAAUAGUCUAAAUGAUCAAGAUCAACCUGUGCCGUUAAAUCCCUUUUUGAUAGAAGCUGUAAACCAAUUGAACGAAAGUCUUAACUUAUCUAACGAACAAAAUGUCGUUAAUGCAACAACUCCAGUAACCUAUCAAGAACCUGCAUCUCAACAAGAUUUGCUUCAUGGUCUUAAUCAAAGUCUUAUUUUGUUAAAUGACAAUAUCAUUAACUUAAUCAACCAACCUGUUAAUGUUCUGCAAAAUCCCGAAACUGAUCAUGAGUACAUUCCUGAAAUGGUAAAUGAUACAUCAGUAGACAAUGCGUCGCCGCCCACUGGUGAAAAUGUACCCUCAGAUCACGUAGACAGUGCGCCACCUUCAGUUCAAAAUGUACCCUCAGAUCACGUAGACAGUGCGCCACCUUCAGUUCAAAAUGUACCCUCAGAUCACGUAGACAAUGCGUCGCCGCCUACGGGUGAAAAUGUACCCUCAGAUCACGUAGACAGUGCGCCACCUUCAGUUCAAAAUGUACCCUCAGAUCACGUAGACAAUGCGUCGCCGCCUACGGGUGAAAAUGUACCCUCAGAUCAUGUAGACAAUGCGUCACCGCCCACUGGUGAAAAUGUACCCUCAGAUCACGUAGACAGUGCGCCACCUUCAGUUCAAAAUGUACCCUCAGAUCACGUAGACAAUGCGUCGCCGCCUACGGGUGAAAAUGUACCCUCAGAUCAUGUAGACAAUGCGUCACCGCCCACUGGUGAAAAUGUACCCUCAGAUCACGUAGACAGUGCGCCACCUUCAGUUCAAAAUGUACCCUCAGAUCACGUAGACAAUGCGUCGCCGCCUACGGGUGAAAAUGUACCCUUAGAUCACGUAGACAACGCAUCGCCGCCACCUUCUGUUGAAAACAAUCAAAUAGGUCAUGGUGUAGAUAGUAAUAUUAGGAUAAUUAAUCGUGACAACUUCAAUAACACAGAGAUCAUAAGAAGAGUGAAUUUUUCUUCUAUCGCUAACGUCAACAGUUUUGCUGAAUUUUAUAAUUAUGUUUUAGAGAUUUUAAACAGCGUGAUAGAAGUUGCGAAUGAAAUGAUUUCACCUAAGGAUUAUGUCACCGUUGAAAUUAGAGGCGUUACACUCAAUGUGUCAUCUCACAUUCAACUAGUCAAUGGAGCCAUCGAUUUACAGUCUUUUUUGACCAUGCUCGAAAAUACCAUUCAAAGUAAUCGUGACAUAUUUACGGAUAAUUCGCUUGAACUGGUAGUACAGAUAGUUCGACCACCUCGCGGUGGUAUAGGUUGUAGACGGAAAGUUGCUACAAUAUUCAAUUCAGAAGUUGUACAGAAGAAGAUGCGACACUUGUAUAUUUUUUACAAUAAAGACAACAUGUGUUUUGCAUUAUGCGUUACACAGCUUUUAAAUCGUGAUAAAAGCGAUUUUCAAAAUGAAAAAAUUGCUAAACAGCUCCAAUACGCUGUAGGUUUAACUGAAAACACACCCGUCACCUUUGCCGAUGUGAGUAAAUUUGAGGCACAUUUACAGUGUAAAAUUGUAAUUGUGUACAAAACUAGCGAUAAAGCCGCAUUCUCUUUCUUUCAAACCAGCAAGAUACCGCAUGAAAAAACGUUGUACUUGUUUUUGCAUAACCAUCAUUAUUACGGUAUUAAAAACAUCACAGGAUUUUUGGGAUGUGGUUAUGUCUGUCAUUUCUGUCACUCGGGGUUUAAGGAUAUGCGGAACCAUAGAUGUGCAUAUAGUUGUAACGUUUGUUGUGAUGUAGACUGCUACAAACACCCUCAAAACAUAACAAAAUGCCCGGAUUGUAUGAGGUUGUGUAGAUCAAAAUAUUGUUUCGAUAGUCACAAAGCGUUGCGCCAGUCAGAAGGAGGUGAAUUUUCUCAGUGCAAUAGAGGAUUCUACUGCAGCAAGUGUAAUAGGGUGUACCGCGACCCAUUUGGUCUUGAACGUCACGUUUGCCCUGAGAGUUUGUGUCAGUUCUGUGGUGAAAAACUUGAUACAGAUUGUGAACACAGGUGUUUUAUACAGCCUUUAAAGAGGGAAAAGUCUAAUGAGAGAUACAUCUUUUAUGACUUUGAAACUAGACAGGAAACGGGUACUCAUAUAGCUAAUUUCUUAUGCUGUAUUAAUUACCGUGGUCAGACAUGGGUGUUUUCAGGUGACACAUGCGUCGCAGCGUUUUUCAGACAUUUCCGCUGUAGGAGAUUCAGAGGUUAUACCUUUAUCGCGCAUAAUGCUAGAGGGUUUGAUUCAUACCUUUUGCUAAACCAUUUAGUGAAAGAAGGAAUCACGCCCAAGAUUAUUGCACAAGGCGGAAAGAUACUGUGUUUCACCGAUACCGAUUUCAACCAGAAAUACAUCGAUAGCCUGUCUUUCUUACCCAUGAAGCUUAGCAAUCUUCCUAAGGCCAUGGGGUUCUCAGAAAAAAAGAAAGGUUAUUUUCCUCAUUUCUGGAACACGUUAGAAAAUCAAAACUAUGUAGGACCGUACCCCGAACCUCGGUUUUAUGGUGUGGAUGACAUGAUGUCUAAAGACAGGGAGGAUUUUUUCAAGUGGUAUGCGACGGUGUCUGACAAAGUUUUUGAUUUCAAGAAAGAGAUGACUGAAUACUGUGUAAAUGACGUAGACAUUUUGAGAAAAGGUUGUAUAGCUUUCAGAAAUGAAAUUCAAAAAAGUACAACGGUGGAUCCUUUUAAUUCCGUUACGAUAGCUUCCGUUUGUCUUAAAAUAUUUAGAACAAUGUUUCUCGAAAAAAACGUUCUCGCCAUUCCACCUCUCGAUAAUUACAUCAACAGACAGAAAUCUUACUCAACACCUGCCAUUCAGUGGCUCGAAUACAUUUCCGCCACACAUAACCUACCUAUUCAACAUGCUCUGAACGAAGGUGAAGUCAGGUUCGGUUCAUAUUUCGUUGACGGAUAUUGUGAAGUAGGUCAGACGCGUAAGGUUUUUGAGUUUCUCGGUUGUUUUUAUCACGGCUGUGAAAAGUGCUUUCCCUCAUCAGCACCGCAUCCUCUUAACCGCAAAGUUAGCUUUGGUGAUGUCAGGGUUAAGUCGUUGGAAAAGAUAAAGUAUUUGCAAGACACACACAGUUUGCAUGUCACAACGCUCUGGGAGCACGAGUGGUGUGAAAUGAAGGAAAACGACGUGAGAGUGAUAAACUUUCUAAAAGAGUUUGACUUCCCCAAACGUUUAAUCCCUCGAGAUGCCCUUUACGGCGGUCGAACAAACGCUUUGCAGUUACACUAUGUAGCACAACCCGGUGAGAGAAUAGAUUAUUACGAUUUCACGUCGCUUUACCCGUAUGUAAACAAGUCGAAAACAUACCCUAUCGGUCACCCCACAAUCAUUUUUCGUGACUUUGAACCUCUGGAUAAUUAUUUCGGUAUAGUUCGAGCAAAAGUGUUACCGCCUAGAGGUCUGUGGGCCCCAGUUCUUCCGUACCGUGUAAAUAACAAACUCCUUUUCCCUCUGUGCAGAACAUGCAGCGAGCAACAACUAAAACAUUGCGAUCAUUCAGACCAGGCACGAGCUCUAACGGGUACGUGGGCCUCCGUCGAGUUAGCGAAAGCCGUCGAGAAAGGUUACCAAAUAUUAAAACUGUUUGAAGUCUGGCAUUUUCCUGAAAGAUCCAAAAACCUGUUUACCGACUACAUUAAAAUGUUUCUCAAGACAAAGCAGGAAAGUUCAGGGUAUCCAUCCUGGGUAGUCGAUGAAUCCACAAAACGUGAAUACAUUAAAAAUUACGAGUGUAAUGAGGGAAUUGAAUUGCAAGAAAAUAACAUUAACGUAAAUCCUGCCAAACGGUCUGUGGCUAAACUAGCGUUGAAUUCGUUGUGGGGCAAGAUGUGCCAAAGACCGGACAGAUCAAACACAACUCUGAUCAGAGAUCCUGCAGAAUUUUUAAAAUUCAUAUUCUCGGGUAUCUACAACGUUAGUCACUUCUCUUUUUUGUCUGAUGAGGUUGCUCUUGUGCAGUGGCGUUAUGUGAACGAUAUGAUGGUUAACCCGGGGAAUGCUAAUGUGUUCAUAGGUAUUUUCACCACUGCAUAUGCUAGACUUGAACUGUACAAUCUGAUGGAUCGUUUGAACCGCCGUUGUUUGUACACCGACACAGACAGCGUCAUUUUUAAAAGUAAAGAAGGGGAUUGGAUGCCGCCUUUGAGCGAUUAUUUGGGGGGUCUUACCAGCGAACUAGACGACGGUGAUCAAAUAGUAGAGUUUGUAAGUGCAGGUCCUAAAACCUACGGUUACAAAACUAAAAAAGGAAAAACGACAAUGAAAGCUAAGGGCUUUACUCAAAAUUACAACAAUUCCAAAGUUAUCAAUUUGAAAUCAUUGACGGAUCUCGUGAUCGAUCACGUGAAAUUCCCUGAUAAACCCUGUCAACUUAUAACGUCGCACAAUCAAAUCACUCGAGAUAAAAAGGGGUUUCAUUUGAGAAACCAGACGCAAGUAAAAACAUUCAGGGUUGUGUACGAUAAACGUGUGUUAUUUCCUGAUUUCACAACUCUCCCUUACGGGUAUUGAAACCAAAUUGUUUUUGUUUUUCUUUUCUUUUUGUAUAUAUGAAUGUAUGAAUGUCUGUAUGUUGUUCAUUUGAUGUCUGUAUGCCGUACAGUUGUGAGCACUUGUCAAGGACAAAUAUGAAUGUGACUUCUUUCGACACGAGGCUGCAACUGCCCUUUUCAUGUAUUGUAUGUGGACCUAGUAAUAGUGGGAAAUCUUAUUUUAUCAAAAUGCUGCUGGAAAAUUGUAAAGAGGUGUUGUCCAAACUUCCUGAAAAUAUUGUAUGGAUUUAUUCAUGUUGGCAACCUUUGUAUGAUGAUUUGAUGACCAAAAUAAAUGUCAAUUUUAUUCAA